Suncus etruscus (white-toothed pygmy shrew) is the source of this 1194-nucleotide messenger RNA. RefSeq names its product casein kinase II subunit alpha-like. Bases 1 to 1194 code for a protein of 397 amino acids. The record is from RefSeq and is a predicted model, not a curated record. The transcript has a single exon. NCBI's taxonomy places the organism in Eukaryota, Metazoa, Chordata, Mammalia, Eulipotyphla, Soricidae. Gene Ontology annotation, molecular function: protein serine/threonine kinase activity; ATP binding. Gene Ontology annotation, biological process: protein phosphorylation. Gene Ontology annotation, cellular component: cytosol; protein kinase CK2 complex; nucleus.
AUGUCUAAAUCACCAACAUCAACACCUUUACCUAGUAAAGCUAGAAUUUAUACAGAUGUUAACAGCUACAAACCAACAAGAUACUGGGAUUUUGAGUCUCAUGUGGACGAGUGGGGAAAUCUUGAUGCCUACAAGCUGGGACGUAUAUUGGGUGAGGGGAACUAUAGCGAGGUGUAUGAAGGUAUCAAAAAGAAAACAAAACAAAGGGUUGCCAUAAAAAUACUUGAUAGAAUCUCAGAUUCAAAAAUCAAGCGUGAAAUCCAAAUUCUAGAGAAUUUACGAGGAGGGCCCAAUAUUGUAAGGCUGCUAGACACUGUAAAAAGCUUUGAGUCAGGAACAACUGCGUUGGUCUUUGAGUUCCUAUACAGCAACCAUUAUAAGAAGUUAUACGAGAAUUUAACAGACUAUGAUAUACGGUUUUACAUCAAUGAGAUAUUGAAAGCUUUGGAUUUUACUCAUAGUAUGGGGAUUAUGCACCGAGAUCUCAAACCUGAAAACAUCCUCAUUGACCACAGACAAAGAACCUUACGGAUCAUUGACUGGGGCUUGGCAGACUUUUAUCAUCCUGGUCUGGAGUAUAGUGUUCGGGUUGCUUCACUACACUACAAAGCUCCUGAGUUAUUGGUUGAAUAUGAGAUGUAUGAUUAUAGCUUAGAUAUGUGGAGCCUGGGGUGCAUCCUGGCAAGCAUGGUUUUUCAAAAAGAACCAUUUUUCUUUGGUCAUGAUGAUAUUAAUCAGAUGGUAAGGAUAAUCAAUGUUCUGGGAACAGACGAUUUUUAUAAGUACAUUAAAAAGUACCAGAUCAGCUUAGAUCCUCGUCUCAAAGUACACUUAGUAGCACAACCCCGCCAGAAAUGGGACUGGUUUGUGAACAUUGAUAACAAACACCUUGUCAACCCAGAAGCCUAUGAUAUCAUAGAAAAUCUGCUACAAUACGAUCAUCAGUUACGACUUACUGCUCAAGAGGCCAUGCAUCACCCCUAUUUCUUACCUCUCAUCAAGGGUCAGGCAUUACCCGAAACCUAUGGCAAACCAAAAGUCAGUAGGGGUACCAAGAGGAUCAUCAGUAUGCCAGGGACAUCUUCAAUGCCAUCAACUUCAUACGCUGGAUACCACAAUGACUCAACAAAGACUCAUGCUUCCAAAAUUUCUAAGAAAACUGUUGAAAAUUCAACUGAGUCUAAGAAGUCAUAA